AUGGAUUUUGGAGUUCUUAUAGAUGCAUUUGAAGAGGUUGUCGAGAUUGCUGUUUCACCAGUGACUGCUACUAUUGAUGCUGUGACCGGUCUCAUUAUCGGACAACCAACAUCAGAGACAACCACACCUCCACCAACCACUCCUACCACCCCUGGUACAACUACUCCACCAGUCAAGCCACCAACUACUACUACCACUCCACCAACCAAACAACCAGGUGUUGUCAAGGCCAACUCAAUGGGACAACAAAAGUUCUUCCUAAGCUAUGGCCGCAAGUCUGAUGAAAUCUUCAACGAUGAAAAGCAUUCUGUUCCACCAUUGAAAGCUGCCGCCGCCGCACCAAAGGCUGCUGCCACCAAAACAACUGCUGCCGCUGCUGCUCCAGCCACCACCACCAGACCAAAGAGAGAUGCCGCCAAUGAUGAACUCCUUCCACCAUGGGACGAUAAUUUCAUCAUCCCUCCUUUUAACCCAGACUUGCAACUCACCGAUGCUCAAGGUAUCAAGAUUUUACAUCAUUUAUCUGUCUUUGAUGAAAAUAAUAAGAAUAUUGUUGCCGAGAAUGCUGACAAGUACUUUUUGGAGAAUGUACUACUCUACUCUGAUCCAAACAAUGAAAUUUUGGAAUUAUUUGGUCUCACCAAACCAAAACUCCAUCAAUCACGUUUGGAUAUUUGUGAUGAACCAAAGGUUACUCUCUGGUAUUCCUACUAUUCAUUCUACUAUCUACCAUUGAUGGUUGCCAAUGGAAACUAUUCAGUCUCUAAAAAGAUUAAUGCUGCUCUUUGCAAGGAAAAAAUCCUUGAUCUUGAAACUAAUCAAGCAUAUGAUAAUACAUAUGCUCAUCAACGUAUGUUACUCUUUAAGUAUGCAUAUUGUGAAAAGAACCAAUGGAUGAUUAAAUUCCAAAAGAGUGCAGAGAGAUGGUUACCACUUUUCAUGAAUUCUUUAAAGAGUCAAGACAAUUUGAGCAACAAGGUUACAAAAUUGAAUGAGGAAAGAACUACUGAACAAUUCCAAGCCUACGUUGUCAAUACCAAAGCUACACUGGAUAUUCUUGACCCAACCGGAGCUGCCUCUCGUAAUUUCAUUAAUCAACUUGUUGGUUCAUCCCUAUUUAUUAGUCUAGAUAACAAGGAUGCCAUCAAGGACAACAAGGUCACCAGAAAUAUCAUAAAAGACACUGUGGAACGUGUAAUUGAACAAAUCCAAACUCCAGGUGUCGAUUUGUCAGAAGAUCAGGUCACAAUUGGCAAGGAUUUCAUUAAUCAACUUGGGUCAACCGCAGGUGCUUGCAAGGAACUCCAACAAGCAAUUUUAGCUACCCAAUUCGAGUCUUUGGAAGGCCCAGAUAUCAAUAAGGGCUAUGUUCAAUAUUUUGAAGAUAUCGGUAAACGUGUCAUGAAUAAGCUUCAAGUACCAGCUGCCAAAUUGGAUAAAUUCUGUACUUGGUUUGGUCGUGUCUUUAAGACUUGUCAAGUAGCAGUAAUAAUCUAUUCAAUUGUAAAUUGGAACAAGUUGGAAACCUACAACAAAGCAUUCUUUGUUGCUGAUAUUCUCAAUAUUGGAUUAGAUUUGGCCAAUGCUGCCACUGAAAAGGUUUCAGAAGGUUUCAAGACUAUUGGAUCUUUGAUUGGUGUUGCAUUAAACAAGCUACCAAAUGGUGACAAGGUACUCACUAUCAUGUCAAAGAUAUUCACAGCAGAUUUGGCAGAGUUUAUUACUACCAGAUUCAGUCCAAUCCUUAUGUUUGUGGCUGCCAUUAAAAGCAUUUAUGAUGCAGUUCAAGAUGCAAAGGUUGGUAACAUUGGUGCUUUGGUAGUUGACACUAUCUCUGCUGGUAUUGGAAUUGGAGUUGCCUUGGGUAUCAUGUUGGGUUGUGCUUGCGCAGGACCCCUAUGUCUCCUUGCAGGUGCAGUUCUAUUAACUCUUGCAUGUAUCAAGUACGUUUUCUUUACUCCCACAAAUGACCAAAUCUUUUUUGAUAAGUUGUACAGUGGUCUUAAACUUUAA
Messenger RNA from Cavenderia fasciculata, 2013 nucleotides. RefSeq lists its product as uncharacterized. The transcript is spliced from 6 exons. NCBI's taxonomy places the organism in Eukaryota, Evosea, Eumycetozoa, Acytosteliales, Cavenderiaceae. The record is from RefSeq and is a predicted model, not a curated record. Bases 1 to 2013 code for a protein of 670 amino acids.